AUGGGCUGCAAUCUGUGCACUUUACAGAAGCGAGAGGAACACUACAAGCUGCUGUAUGAGAUUGCACAGGUGAAUGGGAAGGAGUUGUCCAAGUCCAGCCAUGAGGAGACUGUGGAAGCCUUUCGCGCUGCCAAGGAUCCCGUCGUGGUGCAGGUCAUCAGGCGGACCCCCAGCGGCCGCCCCCAUGGCCCCCCUCAGGAAAUCCAUGUGGUGGAUGUGUGCACUCAGACCGACAUCACCUUUGAACACAUCAUGGCGCUGGCAAAGCUCCGGCCUUCGACCCCUCCUGUGCCUGACGUCUGUCCGUUCCUGCUCUCUGACAGCUGUCAUUCUCUUCAUACAAUGGAGCAGGAUUACUAUGAAGGGACCGGCUACCUCUCCCCUGUUCCAGCUGAUGGAGAGAGGACGGAAGAGUUUGAGUAUGAGGAAGUGGAAUUGUGUCGACUCAACAGCCAAGAGAAGUUGGGGCUAACUCUGUGUUACAGAACAGAUGAAGAGGAGGAUGUAGCCAUCUAUGUCAGCGAGAUCAGUCCAAACAGCAUCGCUGCCAGAGAUGGACGCAUCCGAGAAGGGGACCGCAUUUUACAGAUUAAUGGCCAAGAUGUACAAGACAGAGAGGAAGCAAUGGCCGCACUCUCCAAUGAAGAGAGUAGGAACAUCGUACUGCUGGUUGCCAGACCUGAGAUGCAGCUGGAGGAGGCCUGGCUGGAUGAUGAGCACAGCGAGUUCCUGGAGCAGCUGAAGAUGGAAAUGUUAGAGGAGCAACAGAGAGAGGAGAUGGAAUUGGCUGCCCUACAGGAGCAGGAGAAUGAGCAGAGAGCAGAAGAUGACAAGCCCACCUGCUCCACACUCCCCCAUCAUAAGGAUAGCGUACUGAGAAUAAAAGACAGAAUGGAGAGCUCAGAGCAUAAUGUCCUGGCACACAUCCAGAGACGGUUGUCCCAGUGCCUGAGAGACAAUCGGGACACACACUGUAUCACCGGCUCCACGCGGCUGGAGGACAAAGAGGAUGAGGACGAUGAUGAGACGGAGGGUGAUCGUUUCCAGCAGCUCUUGGAGCUCAAGUGUCAGAUACGUAACAGCGGCGAGUACGACCUGUUCUACAGCCGCCGUAGCACCAUUGAGUGCAGCAUUGGGGAGCAGGGCGGCGUCCAGCACGAGCUACGUAUGCUCAACGAGGAGCUGCGCAGCAUCGAACUAGAAUGUCAGAACAUCAUGCAGGCCCAUAACCUUCGUAAAGGCCAGCAGUCUCCCUCCACGGGCCACACUGCACCCUCAACCAAAAACCAAAGCCUCCAUAGAAGUGACCCCACAAGGGGUAAGCUGGCGGACAUUAAUGGGAGGCUGGAGAAAUCUGACAAGGACAGCUCCAGUGCCUAUAACACGGCGGAAAGUUCACGAAGCACCCCUCUGGCAAUGGACCGCUCCCCCGAGCACUCGCUCCAGAGAAUGGUCAGCCUCACCAACCAGAGGAACCUCUGCAGCAGCCUUGCCUCUGGCCCUUCUCUAAGCCCAAGCCCCAUCCCAGCAUGCCGUGCUCCAGUCCCAGGGAGAAGAGGCAGCCCCGACCCAAGCAAUCCUUCUGAGUCGAACCAGACAGAUCAGGCUGAGGAGGAUAGCAGGGGGGAAUUAAAACCACUUGCGUCCCAGAUUCCUUACUUCUCUCCAUCCCACAGUUCCCAGCAAAGGCAGGUCAACAUCCCAGCACAUGCCCGCCACUACCAGAGCUACAUGCAGCUGAUCCAGCAGCGCUCAGCUGUGGAGUACGCUCAGAGCCAGCUCAGCCUGCUCAGUGUCUGCAAAGAGCCUCAGAUGCCCAUUAAUGAGCCCAAGAUGGAGUGGAAGGUCAAGAUCCGCAGCGACGGCACGCGCUACAUCACCAAGAGGCCUGUUAGAGACAAGAUCCUGAGGGAGCGAGCCCUAAAGAUUAAAGAAGAGCGUAGCGGGGGAAUGACCACGGACGAUGAUGCAAUGAGCGAAAUGAAGAUGGGGAGGUACUGGAGUAAAGAGGAAAGAAAGCAGCACCUGGUGAGAGCAAAAGAACAGAGGAAAAGGAGAGAGUUCAUGCAGCGUAGUCGGCUGGAAUGCUUAAAGGAGAACCCUCAGAGCAGCAGUGAGGGACGCAAGGAAGUCAGCAUUAUAGAGCUCAGUCAGAAGAAGAUGAUGAAGAAACGGAACAAGAAGAUCCUGGACAACUGGAUGACCAUCCAGGAGCUGAUGACUCAUGGUACUAAGGCCCCUGAGGGAGCCAAGGUGCACAACGCCUUCCUAUCAGUCACUACUGUAUAAACAAAACACACA
Messenger RNA from Anoplopoma fimbria (sablefish), 2301 nucleotides. Its product is annotated as PDZ domain-containing RING finger protein 4-like. The coding region runs from base 1 to 2289 and encodes 762 amino acids. The transcript has 8 exons. Gene Ontology annotation, molecular function: protein binding. NCBI's taxonomy places the organism in Eukaryota, Metazoa, Chordata, Actinopteri, Perciformes, Anoplopomatidae. The record is from RefSeq and is a predicted model, not a curated record.